CCACAGCCCCACCCCGCAGUGUCCCUCCGGGGCGCCGCGGGGCCUGCGUACCGGGGCUUGGCGUUCAAGCUAGUCAGCUGUUUCUUCCUGGGCAAAGGGCGGAAGCCCAAGCGGCCUGGGGCGGAGCUUCGCAGGGAGCGAACGCCCGCCCGCCCGCCAGCCCCUCGGCUCGCCCUACGUGCUCGUUCGCCUCCGUCCGCUGCGCGCGAGCCCGGAGUCCCCGCGGCGGGAGGCUGCGGCGGCGGCGUUGGCAGAAGGCGGAGGCGGUGAAGAGAGCCCGUGGCUGCCGCGGCCACAGCGAAAUGGCGGAGACCGUAGCGGACACCCGGCGGCUGAUCACCAAGCCGCAGAACCUGAAUGACGCCUACGGGCCGCCCAGCAACUUCCUCGAGAUCGACGUGAGCAAUCCGCAGACCGUGGGGGUCGGCCGGGGCCGCUUCACCACCUACGAGAUCAGGGUCAAGACAAAUCUUCCUAUCUUCAAGCUGAAGGAAUCUACUGUUAGAAGAAGAUACAGUGACUUUGAGUGGCUUCGAAGUGAACUAGAAAGAGAGAGCAAGGUUGUAGUUCCCCCACUCCCUGGGAAAGCGUUUUUGCGGCAGCUUCCUUUUAGAGGAGACGAUGGAAUAUUUGAUGACAAUUUCAUCGAGGAAAGGAAGCAAGGGCUGGAACAGUUUAUAAACAAGGUCGCUGGUCAUCCUCUGGCCCAGAAUGAACGUUGUCUUCACAUGUUUUUACAGGAUGAAAUAAUAGAUAAAAGCUAUACUCCAUCUAAAAUAAGACAUGCCUGAGUUUGGAAAGAAGAGGCAAACGAGACCAUUAAUGAUUGCUCCACACCAAUGAAGAAGCUGUAACUAACUUAGCAUGCUGCACGGGCGCUGCUCUAACACGCCCUGGGUGUUCUAACACUCACAGGCUCCCUUUCAUUUUGUUUUGUUUUGGCAGUUGACAAGAAGGUUUUCAUUUGCUUUAGUGAAAACUCCCUCGUUGAGCCUCUCUACCUAAUAACUCUCCUUGUUGCGUCCGUAUACACAUUGUAGCCUCACAAGCCCCAUAGACCUGCACUGUCCUGACUAAAGUUGCUGUCUUGGUCUUAUUUGCAGAUUCUGUGUCCUGUUUGCUUCUUGAAUCUGAUUGGCUAGAAUCUUUCUCCUCCCCCUUAAUGUGUGAUGUCACCACUUGGUCCUAAUUUAUGUGCAGGAGCACGACACCGUUUGUCUCCGGUGCCGCACAUAUGAGGUGUACUUUGUGUGCAGAGUGCGUCUUUAUUCUGGCCUGUAAUCCCCUUCACGUGGAAGAUUAAUGAGGGAAAUCUUUAUAUUCUGUAUAAAAGCAAAAUCAAAUUUAUAUACUAAAAUCAUUUGUCUAAAAAUUUAAGUUGUUUUCAAAUAAAAGUUGAAAUGGA
Messenger RNA from Microtus ochrogaster (prairie vole), 1405 nucleotides. RefSeq names its product sorting nexin 3 (gene Snx3). Gene Ontology annotation, biological process: endocytic recycling; late endosome to Golgi transport. Gene Ontology annotation, cellular component: early endosome membrane; retromer complex. The record is from RefSeq and is a predicted model, not a curated record. Lineage: Eukaryota; Metazoa; Chordata; Mammalia; Rodentia; Cricetidae. Gene Ontology annotation, molecular function: phosphatidylinositol-3-phosphate binding.